Messenger RNA from Cuscuta europaea, 991 nucleotides. NCBI's taxonomy places the organism in Eukaryota, Viridiplantae, Streptophyta, Magnoliopsida, Solanales, Convolvulaceae. The record is from the annotation of a GenBank genome assembly.
AAAAAACCUCUUGCCAAGAUUAACGAAAGGCCCAAAGGCUCAAACGCCCAAAAUUAGCAAACCGCCUAGACUUGAGGAAGCUGAUCAGGCAUCUCGGGAUCGACUCAUCGACACCCAGGCAUCUGUAAUCCUCGACCGGUCGAAGUGUCGAACUCCCUGCCAAAUCGCUGACUCCUCUCGCGGCUUCGCCUUCCGGCAGACAUCAGCACGCAGCACGGAAGCACCGCCACUCCGCCAGGCGCCAGCACCGCACCACGCCUCGUUAGUCGUAGCCUGCGGCACUCUGCCGCUCACCCUUCAGUGGUUCAGCCAAUCGGCCCUUCUCAAUUGUCACCUUCCCACCUUCCGUAGUUCCGAUGGCGAAUGGAUCUCAAAUCCGCCCCAAUAGCUCAGCACUUAUUGCAAUGAUUGCUGAUGAGGAUACCAUUACUGGAUUUUUACUGGCUGGAGUAGGCAAUGUGGACCUGAGAAGGAAAACAAACUAUCUUAUUGUCGAUUCAAAAACUACGGCGAAACAGAUUGAAGAAGCUUUCAAAGAGUUCACUACAAGAGAGGACAUUGCUAUAUUGUUAAUUAGCCAAUUUGUUGCCAACAUGAUAAGGUUUUUGGUGGAUGGGUAUAACAAGCCAAUUCCAGCCAUAUUGGAGAUUCCUUCAAAGGACCACCCAUAUGAUCCAGCGCAAGACUCUGUCCUUUCGCGUGUGAAGCACCUCUUCUCUUCUGAUUCUGUGGCAUCAGGAAGACGAUGAGGAGCUUGUAACAAAGUUUAUAUUUAUCUAUUUUCUUUCUGUUGUUCUGAGGCUUAUGUUGUUGUUACUUCUUCGCAUGUUCCCCUUGGGCUUGCAUGUCUAAUAAUACUUCGACUAUCAAACGUGGUGUUUUGUUUCACUGGGCAACAGAACAAGCUUCUUUGUGUGUGUCAGGUCGUCCUUAUAAAAGCAACUGGACCCAUCUCUUAAUUCUAAAUAAUGUUUGUAUUCUUUCAGUCUAG